Messenger RNA from Rasamsonia emersonii CBS 393.64, 771 nucleotides. RefSeq lists its product as uncharacterized. The record is from RefSeq and is a predicted model, not a curated record. The coding region runs from base 1 to 771 and encodes 256 amino acids. NCBI's taxonomy places the organism in Eukaryota, Fungi, Ascomycota, Eurotiomycetes, Eurotiales, Trichocomaceae. The transcript has 2 exons.
AUGACCACUGCAACUGCCACGCCACUCUUCGCCGCCUUCAACGGCGCAAUCACCACGCGCCUGAUCGCGCACCCCCAUCGCGCCCUCGCCUUCGCCUUCGAAGUCACCUUCGUCGCGCACCUGUGGCCCGCCGCGUUGGCAGGCAAAAAGCCGCCGCUGCACUUCCACCCGCACCAGGAGGAGUACAUUGAGGUGCUGGAGGGUCAGCUGUGCGUUGAAGUUGAGGGCCAUGAGCAUGUCCUGUCCGCAGCCGACGGCGAGUUCUGUGUUCGUCCGUGGUCGUCGCAUUGUCUGUAUCCGCCGGUUCAGUUUUUUGUUGGCGGAGACUCGACCAUCCGCUUUCUGCUUGCUGGGCAGGAGACGAGUCGGCUGUUUCGGCUCGAUACUAUCUUCUUUGAGAACUGGUACGGGUAUCAGGAUGAGGUUGUCUUGCGGGGAAGAAGAAGCUUGGAUUUGAUUCAGGUUAUGUGUGUACGUCCCCAUCACCCUGGAGAAGUGAGGGCCAUGCUGAAAAAAGGUGCCUUUGUUGUAGAUGUUCGACGCCGGAGGCUCGUACCUGUCGUUCCCCUCGUGGGUGCCGUUUGGCAAGAGCCUGUCCCAAGCCCUGGGCAUCGUGCUCGGGAGAUGGAUCGGUGGAUUGCUGGGUUAUCAGCCGUAUUAUCGAAAGUGGACGGCGGACUGGGAGCUGGCGUGCCAGAAGAUGGAGACGACGGUUUUUCAGAGACGGUUUGUGGGGAGGAAGGGGGAUUGAAUUUUUAUGUUAUAGUAUAG